AGUUUCUUAGGCCCGUUUCUACUCAUUGACCGUCUUAUGCCCCUGCUCGAGACUACCUCCAAGCGUUCAGGUGCCGACGUUAGAAUCGUGACCAUCGCCUCUACAGCGCCAAAAGCCUUCCUCCCUGCCAACUUCCAAUUCCAAUUUGACUCGGCUGCUGGGCUCGUCACUCCUGUAACUUGUUAUCCCCUCGCCUGGCGUUACUUUCUGAAGUUCCUCUUCGCUAGCGACAUGAUUCUGUACAGCGUCUCCAAGGCCGGAGCAAUGGUCUACGCCUCGAAGAUGCAGGAGUUGUUCGACAAGUACAGCCUCAACAUACUUUCACUCAUCGUUCACCCCGGUGAAGUAGCCACCGAGGGAGUUGCCGAGGCUAACAAUGCCUUCAUGCGGAUGAUGGCCCGCACGUUUUAUAUGAGUUCAGAGCAAGGUGCUGCUUCUCCACUGUUCGCAGCUACUUCCGAUCAGAUCCGCUCCGACCCAGAUCAGUUCAAAGGUAAGCUGCUCAUGCCCGUUGGUAAGCCUUCGGGUUUGUACUCCGUAGUCAACGAUAGGAAGCAAGCUCAGGGCCUUUGGGACGUCAUGACGAAAGAGCUUGCCCGGCAUCUUGAGGCGGAGGGCUUGGCUUCCAUGAGAAAAUGGUGA
Trichoderma harzianum CBS 226.95 is the source of this 642-nucleotide messenger RNA. RefSeq lists its product as hypothetical. NCBI's taxonomy places the organism in Eukaryota, Fungi, Ascomycota, Sordariomycetes, Hypocreales, Hypocreaceae. The record is from RefSeq and is a predicted model, not a curated record. The transcript has a single exon. The annotation marks the transcript as partial.